Messenger RNA from Pseudophryne corroboree (corroboree frog), 954 nucleotides. Its product is annotated as olfactory receptor 6F1-like. The coding region runs from base 1 to 954 and encodes 317 amino acids. The transcript has a single exon. NCBI's taxonomy places the organism in Eukaryota, Metazoa, Chordata, Amphibia, Anura, Myobatrachidae. Gene Ontology annotation, biological process: G protein-coupled receptor signaling pathway. The record is from RefSeq and is a predicted model, not a curated record. Gene Ontology annotation, molecular function: G protein-coupled receptor activity; olfactory receptor activity. Gene Ontology annotation, cellular component: membrane.
AUGUAUAGCAGAAUAUACAACAAAACUGGCAUUUCAGAAUUCCUUCUGUCUGGGUUUUCAAACUUUAGCCCAAUCGGAUUUUACCUAUUUGCUGUCAUAUUGACUGUUUAUAUUAUAACCAUCACAGCCAAUGUCUUCAUCAUUGUCAUAGUUAAAACUGAGAGACGUCUUCACCAGCCCAUGUACUUCUUCAUCGGUGGACUCUCAUUCUUAGAGAUCUGGUAUCCUUCAGUCACUGUUCCUAGACUGCUGUGGGCUCUGCUGACAAAGGAAAUUUCUAUAUCUGCAGCUGGUUGUAUGACACAGUUUUAUUUCCAUUUUUCAUUUGGUGUCACAGAAAACUUCCUGUUAGCUAUAAUGGCCUUUGACCGAUAUGUGGCCAUCUGCAAACCUUUAAGGUACACACUUAUCAUGAGCCCAAAUACUUGUAUACAACUAUUGUUGGGCUCAUGGGUUUGUGGCUUCAUGGCAGUAUCCGUUCCAUGUAUACAGGUCUCAAACCUUUUAUAUUGUUCCAAAAAUACCAUUGAUCAUUAUUACUGUGAUUUUGCACCCUUGAUCAAGUUAUCUUGCUCUGAUACGUUGAGUGUCCAAAAAGUGUUUUUUCUCUUUGCUUGUUUUAUAAUAUUCAGCAGCUUCCUACUAAUUUCCUUGUCUUACAUUUGUAUUAUUCUCACAACAAUGACAUUUUCAACAAGUUUAGGGAGACACAAGGCAUUUUCUACAUGUUCAUCACACUUAAUUGUUGUACUGCUUUUUUAUGGCACUACCAUGUUCAUGUUUAUCCGACCCACCACAGGGGAAUUUAUGCACAUAAAUAAAAUGGUGUCCAUUAUACCAUCCAUAGUCACGCCUCUUCUGAAUCCUAUUAUCUAUACUCUGCGCAACCAAGUAGUGAAGGAGGUGGGGAAGAAAGUAUUCCAGAAACUGAUAUAUUGCGGAGAUCAGUAUUAA